Cadophora gregata is the source of this 852-nucleotide messenger RNA. RefSeq lists its product as uncharacterized. NCBI's taxonomy places the organism in Eukaryota, Fungi, Ascomycota, Leotiomycetes, Helotiales, Ploettnerulaceae. Bases 1 to 852 code for a protein of 283 amino acids. The record is from RefSeq and is a predicted model, not a curated record. The transcript is spliced from 2 exons. Gene Ontology annotation, cellular component: membrane.
AUGGCAAUAGAUCGAGCCGCCAAUGGGCUGUACCCAUACAAGCCAAACAGCACAAUGUGCAUCCCAGUGGCCAUCCUCUUUGGUGCAAGCGCAGGGUAUCACAUCUUCCAAAUGAUUCGAAAGAAGACAUGGUUCUACACACCUCUGGUCGUCGGAUCAGUCAUGAUGACACUUGGUUACAUUGCAAGAUACCUUUCCACCAAGAGCCCAAACUCUCUAAUGCCAUAUAUCGCCCAAUCGAUGUUCAUCAUCCUCCCACCUUCCCUGUAUGCCGCAACACUGUACAUGAUAUUUGGUCGUAUCGUUCUGCUGGUCGACAACCCAAAAGCCUCGAUCAUCCGACCAACUCGCGUCACCAAGAUAUUCGUGGGAGGAGAUGUGCUUGCCUUCUUGAUGCAGUCAGGAGGCGGCGGCAUGAUGGUGGUACAAUCCAUGGCAGCUAUGGGCCAAAACGUCAUGCUGGCCGGCCUAUUCGUCCAGCUGUUAUUCUUCGGCUUCUUCCUGGUAGUAUCCCUGAUAUUCUUCCAACGGAUGCGAGCCUCGCCAUUACGGCACACCGUCCCGACAUACGGCAAACAUACUUGGGCUGGUCUGCUCAACCUCCUAUUCGCAGCAGCAGCAUUGAUCAUCUUGAGAUGUAUAUUCAGGGCGAUCGAGUUUGGCCAGGGACAUGAUGGUGGAUAUUUGGCUAGCCAUGAGGUUUACAUGUAUCUUUUUGAUACAGCGCCUAUGUUUAUUGUUCAGGUUAUGUUUCACGUUGUUCAUGCGGGGGAUGUCUUCCCUCCGCAUUUUGGAAUGGGCAAGCUGGCAAAUGAUAGCAAGGAUGACAUCUACUUACAGAGUCGAGUGUAG